This is a messenger RNA of Physeter macrocephalus (sperm whale), 1917 nucleotides long. RefSeq names its product adenosine kinase (gene ADK). Lineage: Eukaryota; Metazoa; Chordata; Mammalia; Artiodactyla; Physeteridae. Gene Ontology annotation, molecular function: adenosine kinase activity. The transcript has 11 exons. Gene Ontology annotation, biological process: purine ribonucleoside salvage; purine nucleobase metabolic process. Bases 125 to 1162 code for a protein of 345 amino acids. The record is from RefSeq and is a predicted model, not a curated record. Gene Ontology annotation, cellular component: nucleus; cytosol.
GACGCGCUCCCCGUCGCUGAGUGCCGGAGCCCAGGAGCUGUGGCUGUGGUACCUGCUGCUGCCGCCCGUGCGGACGCAGAGCAUCGGACGCGAACGCUGUUGCGUGGGGCAAGAAGGUGAAGCCAUGACGGCCAUCAGUGAAAAUAUUCUCUUUGGAAUGGGAAAUCCUCUUCUCGACAUCACUGCUGUGGUGGAUAAGGAUUUCCUUGAUAAGUAUUCUCUUAAACUGAAUGACCAAAUCUUGGCUGAAGAGAAACACAAGGAACUGUUUGAUGAACUUGUAAAAAAAUUCAAAGUUGAAUAUCAUGCUGGUGGCUCUACCCAGAAUUCAAUUAAAGUGGCCCAGUGGAUGAUUCAGCAGCCACACAAAGCAGCAACAUUUUUUGGAUGCAUCGGGAUAGAUAAAUUUGGGGAGAUCCUGAAGAAAAAAGCUGCUGAAGCCCAUGUGGAUGCUCAUUACUAUGAACAGAAUGAGCAGCCAACGGGAACUUGUGCUGCAUGCAUCACUGGUGGCAACAGAUCCCUUGUAGCUAAUCUUGCUGCUGCCAAUUGUUAUAAAAAGGAAAAACAUCUUGAUAUGGAGAAAAACUGGAUAUUGGUAGACAAAGCAAGAGUUUAUUAUAUAGCAGGUUUUUUUCUCACAGUUUCCCCGGAGUCAGUUUUAAAAGUGGCUCACCAUGCUUCUGAAAACAACAGAAUUUUCACUUUGAAUCUGUCUGCACCAUUUAUUAGUCAGUUCUACAAGGAAUCAUUGAUGAAAGUUAUGCCUUAUGUUGACAUACUCUUUGGAAAUGAGACGGAAGCUGCCACUUUUGCUAGAGAGCAAGGCUUUGAGACUGAAGACAUUAAAGAAAUAGCCAAAAAGACACAGGCUCUUCCAAAGGUGAACUCAGAGAGGCAGCGAAUCGUGAUUUUCACCCAAGGGAGAGAUGACACCAUACUGGCUACAGAAAGUGAAGUCACCGCUUUUGCUGUCUUGGAUCAAGACCAGAAAGAAAUUGUUGAUACCAAUGGAGCUGGAGAUGCAUUUGUUGGAGGUUUUCUGUCUCAGCUGGUCUCUGACAAGCCCCUGACUGAAUGCAUCCGUGCUGGCCACUAUGCAGCAAGUGUCAUAAUUAAGAGGACUGGCUGCACCUUUCCUGAGAAGCCAGACUUCCACUGAUGAAAAAGCAGGAAACCGCAGCCCAGGAGUACAGACACUGUGCCCUGAUGGCUUCCUGAGAAUUCCCAUAUUAAUAAAGAAGAAAAUUAAAUGCUACCUUUCCUACUAUAAUAAUGUUCAUCUUAAUUUAGAGGGUACAGUAGUACGCAUUAGAAUCUUUAUUCUCUCAACAACCUAAAAUCGGAGGUUUAUUUCCAUAGUUUGAUAGUGCCGCUUAAAUGUCAAUUAAACAGGAAUAUAACAUUUCAAUAGAAAUUUUGUUUCAUUUUUAUUACUUUGUAAAUUCAUGUGUACUUAGUAAAGUGAUCAUUUUUUUACAUUUCUGCUUUGAAUGCAGAUGCAAUUUAAUAUGAUAGAUUUUUUAAAGGAAUUAAAGAUAAUAUCAGUAUAUAAAUCUUUAGCUUUUAUACAAGUAUAUUUAAUUCAGAAGUGUGUGUACACAUAUAUACACACAUAUGUUCAUAUAUGUACCACAUAUAUACAUGAUAAAUGGUUAAAUAGGUACAGAAAUAUUUAUCUUGCCAAGUUAUGCCAAGUAAUUUCUUCAGUGUGUACUCAAACACGUAAUAAACUUUGGAUAAUUAAAUAAUUUGCCAAAUUAUAAGCUAUAUUACAAUAUUCAAGUCAUAAUCUUAUAUUUACUUACGGUACUCUGUAAUUUGAUACAAAUAAAAACUUGUCAUAUGGGACUUUUCUUCUGUCUUUGCCCUGUGUUCUGCAAACUAAGGAAGAAAGAUCAUUGUUUGUUUAAUCCU